CUUGCAUAUCUGUCAGAGGCAAUUGUCUGAUUUUCCCCUUCGGCUCCUCCGCCUGCGCGCGUCCCUUCCCCAGCCAUCAUGCGCCACCGCCUCCGCCGCCGCCGGUGAACUCUUUUAAUUUAUAAUUUAUCCGCCGGUAAUCAGUUUGUAAAUCGGCCAAACAAUCUUGGUACUCUUUUGGUGAGAUUGUCAGGGAUUUUGCAGCGUCGCGAUAACUUCCAUUUCCCUGAGCUUGCGAGGAUCUAGGUUUCGAUCAUCCGAAAUCAAGUGUAGGGGAUCUCCUAGCUUAGGAAUGAAGAGGGCGGCAUAUUUUGGUGCUGUUCCUCAAGUGCAGGAUCAGUGGCCUAUCAAAAAAGCACUCACACUCUCUGAUGUUGAUAUCACCCAUCCUUUCCUGACGUUGUCGAGGCAACAAGUUGAAUCUCAUAUUGUAAUGUACAUGACACCCCAGCAGCAGGAACAUUUGAGAUCUGAUGGCCAAGUGGGCCUUAAUGCUCAGGAUGACGAUACGGGUGAGAUGUAUUUAAUGAAAUUAAAGUGGCGCGGAAGCUAUUACAAUCUCAUUGGGAAGUGGGGAAAAGUUGUCCGUGGAAAGGGACUAGAUGUCGGGCAGGAAAUCAGGCUCCGCUGGUUUAAUGGUUGUCUGCACUUUUCAGUUCCUCAGCAGCUGAUUCUUCCUGUUCCGGUUCCUCCUGUCCGAAUGGUUGCUGCACCAUUGGUGCUAGACCACUGGCCAAUUAGAAAAGUCUUGACAUCAUCCGAUGUCGAUCCUAACCACCCCUUUCUUCCCCUGCCCCGUAAGUCUGUCGAAGAGCAUAUUCUGGUGCACUGGCCGCCGCAAGAAAGGGAAAGAUUGAGAAAAGAAGAGCACGUGUCGAUAAAUGCUUUAGAUUUUGAUACUGGCGAGACUCAUGGAAUGAAAUUGAAGUGGCGGGGAAAUUACUACAACCUCAUAGGGAAAUGGGGGAAUAUUAUCAGACAUAAAGGACUCGGGGUUGGGCAAGAAAUCAGAAUACGGUGGACUAAUAAUUGCUUGUGCUUCUCAGUUCCCGAGGAACGUUAUGUUGCAGCUGCAUCUGGUUAUGAUGACUGGCCAAUUAAGAAAGCCCUUACAUUGUCGGACGUGGACACCAAUCACCCGUUCCUCACAUUGCCGGGAAAAGCUGUAGAAGAUCAUAUCCUCGUCUACUGGACACACCAAGGCCGGGAGCAACUGAGGAACGAUCUCCAAGUUAGCAUCAAUGCCCGGGACGAUGAUACAGGUGAAAUUUAUGUGAUGAAAUUAAAAUGGCGUGGAAGUUAUUACAAUCUGAUCGGUAAAUGGGGUAAAAUCAUCAGAGAAAAGAGGCUCCAAGUUGGGCGAGAGAUCAGAGUUCGCUGGGACAACGGAUACUUGAUUUUCUCCGUUCCCCAAUGAUCAUGCCGUCGUAUACAGAGCUCUCCCCAUUAAUUUCAUUAAUAUUCUUAUCGUCAUCUGAAGCUGGAAGGGAGUAUGAUCGUUUAAAUGUGUUCUUUUUUUUCUUGCACAUAGUUCUGCUUCUUGGGGAUUAUAUUUAGGUUUACCUGUGGUUAAUUAGACGAUCGACAGCAGAAUUUGUACGAGAUUCUGUGCUCUUUGUUUGUGGCGGAUAUGGAUAUGGAUCGGAUCGGAUGAAUUUUCGUCUUUGUGUUUUUGAACUGUAAACUACUCAGCUGGGCUAGCCUUCUUCUACAAGUGAAAUCUCCAGGUAUGAUUUUAAGAAAAUAUUUUCUGUGUAAUUAAAAUUGAGGCUGGGAUAGAUAUCCUCAUCUUAUACUUCUCUGUUUAGAUUAACCACAUUCAAUGGAAAUUCCAAAUUAAUGGACUUGCAUUUGCCUUGUUUUAA
Messenger RNA from Andrographis paniculata, 1865 nucleotides. RefSeq lists its product as uncharacterized. The record is from RefSeq and is a predicted model, not a curated record. Gene Ontology annotation, molecular function: DNA binding. The transcript is spliced from 2 exons. NCBI's taxonomy places the organism in Eukaryota, Viridiplantae, Streptophyta, Magnoliopsida, Lamiales, Acanthaceae. The coding region runs from base 293 to 1417 and encodes 374 amino acids.